Diprion similis is the source of this 2606-nucleotide messenger RNA. Its product is annotated as tubulin monoglutamylase TTLL4-like. Gene Ontology annotation, cellular component: cilium. Gene Ontology annotation, molecular function: tubulin binding; tubulin-glutamic acid ligase activity. Bases 617 to 2536 code for a protein of 639 amino acids. Gene Ontology annotation, biological process: microtubule cytoskeleton organization; protein polyglutamylation. NCBI's taxonomy places the organism in Eukaryota, Metazoa, Arthropoda, Insecta, Hymenoptera, Diprionidae. The transcript has a single exon. The record is from RefSeq and is a predicted model, not a curated record.
ACAUCUUCCUGUUGAGAUAUUAUUAAAACCCGUACGUCAUUUGAUGUCAUUUCAAAACUCUGUGACGAAACCGUCAACGCGUCGAUGUUAUGGUCAGCUUACGUCCACUCAAGUGUCCUUAUUUCUCGAGGAUGUAAUUAAUAAACUCUGACUCCAAGAUCGUGCGUUUAGCUUCCCGCGAAUUAGUAGAGUGAGACUGAGUGAGAUCCAUAAAAUGGUCGGUCUAAUUUCGAGAUGGUCGGAAUAGGUAACGUCGAUGUAGAGACAGUCUGGUUUCGUUCUAGUUUGUGUAGGUAUAACGUGGAUUCGUUACGGUGACCGCGCACACCUCAGUCGCAUCCUGGCACCAGGCUACACCCAUUUUUCAUCCAUUUUUCAAGCCGGGAAUUAAUCGUGAAUCAUUCGGUUCUAGUGCAACAGACUGCAGACUUUUUCUGUAAAUGCGUAACGAGCUGAUUCCAUUUGAAACUACACAACGUUGUCACGAUCAAUUAUGCAGCUAGUAGUUCAGAACGAGCUUUCCAAUCCCGCCCGAAUUACUGGAGAGAAAAUAAUCUGUUACAUACAGAUGGUAUCCAAUGACUACUAAUAACAUCUCUGAAAUUAGCACCUUACCAUGCGCAUCGGUGAAGACUUAGCUGUCAAAAAUGACGUGACAGCUCGCGCGUUUCGCUGCAGAAAUGUAUUUGUAAAAAUUUUCAGUACUCCAGAGCGUAACCAUCUUCGGUUUGCUAAAAAUCAUAAAAACAAUUUAAAAAAAAUGCUCUUCAAAGAAGAGGUCGUCUUACCGGACGACCCAAAAACCGUAUUUUAUGACAAGGGUAACGUGACCACGAGCGCUAGCGACGGGGUUAUAUUUCGAUGUGACAAUACUCCGUGUAAAAACGAUGCAAAGAGCGAGCGCUCGUCCUACGUCGAAAUAACCGAGUACAUCCUUCGGCCCUUGGAGCACAAUGACGCGAACCUCCAGAAAGAGGGUUUCGGGGACCAGAUCCAGGACGAAGUCCCGAUGCGUAGAAGUCUCUUCCCGUUCGUGGCUCCCUACGUGUUGUUUCACUCGAUAAAUUGCACGUGCCCAAAGCUGUCCAGCAGUAUCAGCAAGUUUUUGAAGUGGAAACUGAGCGGAGUAACACCGCGGAUAGUGAUUCGAACGCUUCGGAAGUCCGGAUAUCAUCUGGUUACCGAGGCGGAGGAGGACUGGUCAGGUAUCUGGGAUCACUCGGUGAAAGACGCGACGCUUUUCAAGAUGGUGAAAUCCUUCCAAAAGCUCAACUGUUUCCCCGGGUCACACAGUCUCGGUUGCAAGGAUCAAUUGUGGAGAAACUUUAGUCGGCUGCGGAGAGUUUUUGGUAAGGAAGAGUUCGGCUUUAUACCCGAGACUUUCGUCCUUCCCAGGGACAUAGGGAGGCUGAAGGAAGCGUGGAAAAGGAACCUCGGUGAGAGGUGGAUCGUGAAACCGCCGUCGUCGGGACGCGGACAAGGAAUCCGAGUUAUCGAUCAGUGGUGGGAAGUGCCCAAGUGGCACCUCGUUGUCGUCCAGCGUUACUUGACCAGGCCGAAACUGAUAAACGGAAGGAAGUUCGACCUGCGAGUCUACGUCCUGGCGACCAGCAUCGACCCCCUCAGGGUCUACGUCUACUCCGAGGGACUCGUGCGGUUCGCGUCCGUAAAGUACGUCGACAACUCAAAGAACCUCAACGACCGUUUCAUGCACCUGACAAACACCAGCAUCAACAAGUACAGUCCGAACUACGUUGUAAACGGGAACGCGAACUCCUGUUACGGGCACAAAUGGUCCUUCAGCACUCUGUGGGACUUCUUGGCGAGGGACAACGUCGACGUCAAGGCUUUGUGGGGGGACAUCAAGGACAUAGUCGUGAAGACGCUAAUCGUCGGAGAAGCGUCGAUGUGCGCGAAGAUCAGGGAGAACGUAGUUUCGACCUACGCCUGCUACGAGCUUUACGGUUUCGAUGUUAUUCUGGACGAGGACUACAAGCCCUGGCUUCUGGAAGUCAACACCUUACCCUCUCUGCAUACCGAUUCGUCCUUGGAUGUCGCCGUCAAGGCUCCGCUGAUCAGGAACGUUUUGAACAUGGUUGGAUACCAGCUGCCUGCAAAUAUGACUGUAUUCGAGGAGCGGCAACUGGUCAAGAAGUUUCGGUGUCCGAGGAUGCGCCAGGAUGAACGGAUCUACAGCACCAGUCUCGACGAGCAGGAGAAACGGAAGCAAAGCGAAUUCCUCAAGUCGCCGGAACGCGCAAAUUAUAUUUUCGCUAUCAUCAGGGAUCUGACUAGGGACGAUGUUCGGCAGCUCAUUCGAUACGAGGACGAAAUCACUCAGAUUGGAGAUUUCGAAAAAGUCUUUCCGACUUCGGAGAGUCACAAGUAUCACCGCUUCUUCAAAACUCAAAGAUACUACAACUUGCUGCUUGACGCCUGGGAGUUUCAAGCACGCAAAAACAGACGCGAGGGAAUCGAACGACUCAAGAAUUUGUGUGGAGAAAAAUUUCACUUGGAAACUACGGUUCUUCUCUGAUUUUCCGGUUGUUAUGUCGAAGUUUGUCCUUUUUGCAUAUAAAAACACAAGAAUAUGGAAUUUGUUUCAG